Molecule: messenger RNA, 1041 nt
Organism: Phytophthora sojae
Lineage: Eukaryota; Oomycota; Peronosporomycetes; Peronosporales; Peronosporaceae
Exons: 1
Coding region: 1-1041 (346 amino acids)
Biological process (GO): protein geranylgeranylation
Cellular component (GO): Rab-protein geranylgeranyltransferase complex
Molecular function (GO): Rab geranylgeranyltransferase activity
Source: RefSeq, a predicted model, not a curated record
AUGAGCACGGACGACGAGAGCAAGUCGCAGCCGCCGCCGGCGUUCGACCUGGCGCUGCAUGUGCGGUACCUGGUGGGGCUCAAGAACAAGAAGGAGGACUUCGAGUCCUGCAUGACGGAGCACAUGCGCGUGAGUGGCCUCUACUGGGGUGUGGGGGCCAUGGCGUUGCUCGGUCGUGAGGAGGCCAUGGACCCCGCCGAGAUCGUGGAGUGGGUGCUGCAGUGCGAGCAUCCAGAUGGAGGCUUCUCGGGCAACAUUGGGCAGGACCGUCACCUGCUCUACACGCUGCACGCGUUGCUGGUGCUGGCCAUGCUGGGCGCGCUGGACCACAUCAAGCGCGAGGAAUGCGCGCAGUACGUGGCGUCGCUGCAGCAGCCCGACGGCUCAUUCGCCGGCGACGAGUGGAAGGAGAUCGACACCAAGUUCACGUACUGCGCGCUGUCAGCGCUUAAGAUCCUGGACAAGCUCGACCUGGUGGACGUUGAGGGCGCCAUGGCCUACAUCGACACGUGCCGCAACUUCGACGGCGGCUUCGGUAACAUCCCGGGCUGCGAGUCGCACGGCGGACACAUCUUCACGGCGGUGGGGGCGUUGUCGCUCGGAUUCGCACUGGAGCAAUACGUGGACGACGAGCUGCUCGGAUGGUGGCUCUGUGAACGACAGUGUGACUCGGGAGGACUCAACGGCCGACCCGAGAAGCAGGCGGAUGUGUGCUACAGUUGGUGGAACAUCUCGUCGCUCAUCAUGAUCGGCAAGCUCGACUGGAUCAGCAAGGAGAAGCUCAUCCAGUUCAUUUUGGCGUGUCAGGACCCGGAAGACGGAGGAAUUGCCGACCGUCCUGGAAACGUGGCAGAUGUGUUCCACACGUUCUUCGGCAUCGCCGGACUGUGCAUGCUCGGCUACUUCAAGCGUGAGAAAGAGGCUCACCCAGAGUAUGAAGGGAUUCGACAGAUUCACCCGACGUUCGCUAUCCCAACGGACAUUGUAGAGAAGCUGCAGCUGACUGCAGACAUUAUCAUGCCUGAGGUGGAGGAGGACUGA